CAACACAGCUGCAUUCUAAUAUGGCGUUCUAGCAGGUGUUUGGAAGUAUUCAGAAAUCAACCUAAGACAAAAUGUCAACGUCUAAAUCUCGAAAAAGUCAAUUUCUUAACCCAGGUGCAAGCCAAGUGACAGCAAGUACCAAUGCACGAAAGGGAAAUGUUGCUGCUUCAGUCAAUAGGAGCAAAUAUGGAGGAACUGGUACAAUGUAUGCUAGUGCUAGAUCUAGGUCAAACAUCUUGUCCUCCGCAAGUAAAAGAAGUGUUAAUCAGGCAGAAAAAGCUGUUGUGAAACCUCCUGUUCAGGUACUUGAUGAAGCAGGCAAUGAUGUGACACCCUUGCCUUUGUUGCAUUCAGACCCCUCAGCUGUGAAGAAAAACCAGAGCAACAUUCUUGCAGACAGUUCAGCAGGAACACCCACAGAUUUAAUGUCACAAGCCUCUAUAUACAACACUGGUAAUGUUACUGCUAGUACAUUUGGAGGUGGUCCAUUCACAAGGUCAGUGUUCAGUGCCUCUCAAGGAACGACGUCCGAUUCCAUGAUGGGAGAAGAUAUUACAGAACCUUCCCAAGACAUGUCCUCAGCUUGGGCUGAAAUCCGACACAAGCGAGAGGAAGUGAAGGAAACAUUGACAGAAGAUGACCUAGAUAAGGUGGUCAAUCUGACACUGACCGAGACAGAGACCAUCUGGUUACUGGACAUGCCAGGGACGUCCGUGUCCAAUGAGGCAGAGGAGGCAGCCAAGAUCAAGAAGAGGAAUGAAGAAUACCAAGAGUUGAAAAAGAAUCGUGUUGGAAAUGACUUAUAUAUGGAGAGAGGGAUGAACACAUUCAAUGAGCCAGCUAAAUACAAGACAGUUCAGACCACAAAGAUUACUUGUGUAGACACUGGUAUCAUGGCUUCGACCUGGGACAUGUAUGACACAUUUGAACAAAGGGACCAGGAAAUCAGAGCUAAAGAGAAAGAAGAGGAGGAAGAAGGAACCAUCAGUCGCCCCAGCAGUCCGAAGGAAGGGGAGGAUGGUAAAGCUGGGGCCAAACCCCAGGUCGGAGAGCCGAGUGGACUGGUCAGAGAAGGUAGCGCUCAUUCUGUGCGGAUAGACGGGGUGAAGCCAAGUGUGUCGGGACAGCCCCACUCAGAAAGCCGGGCGACCAUGGCCUCUUCAAUGGCGGGAUCAGAGAGCGUGUUUGCUAGUCGAGAGACGGGCGUGUCCUCAGUACCUAGUGAAAUGUCUGCUGUGGAGGAAGAGAAGAUAUUUAAGUCAGAGAACUUCCAGAGAGAUUUGUUCAUCAUGGAGAGAGUUGUGAACUUGAACACAUACCAACCCAAACAGGCAUUAUACAGAGACUUCCCCAUUAUACCAGAUAUCGACCGAGAGGUCACAGAGAUGGGGGACAAACAGGUCAGCAUGGUCAGUGACAUGGGCCCCAACUUUGACCGCCUCUGGUCCUACUCAUGUAAGCUGACCAACGGACGCAACAUCAGCUGUAUGUCCUGGAACAAACUCAACCCAGAUCUGAUUGCUGUUGGGUAUGGAGAAUUUGAAUUUUCUGAUCAGAAAUCUGGAUUAAUAUGCUGUUGGUGCCUAAAGAAUCCUGAUUAUCCAGAGAGAGUGUUCACAUGCAAGGAGGGUGUGACUGCACUUGACUUCUCUAAGGCCUACCCAAACCUUUUGGCUGUUGGGAUGUACGAUGGUGGUGUGGCUAUUUAUAAUGUGGCCAGCAUGAAGGAUGAACCCAUCGUUGACAACUUCCAUACACCAGGUAAGCACACAGCUCCUGUGUGGCACAUCAAGUGGAUCGAGAAAGAGCGAGGAUCAGGAGAGGAGACGUCCGAGGUCGUCGUCUCUAUAUCCACCGACGGGCGUGUCACUCAGUGGUCCAUCAGAAAGGGAUUUGAGUGCUAUGACAUUAUGAAAUUAAAGAGGACACCAACAAGAAUGGGUGGGAAGAAAGAGAAGAAAGGGGAGGCGUUUAUUUCCAGACACGCUGGAGGAAUGUGCUUUGACUUCCACACCAAAGAACCGAACAUAUAUGUAGCAGGAACUGAGGAAGGUCACAUUCACAAGUGCUCUUGUUCAUACAAUGAACAAUAUUUAGAGACUUACAAUGGCCACACGGGUCCAGUGUAUAAGAUAGAGUGGUCGCCCUUUGUGAGUGACCUAUUCUUGAGUUGCAGCGCUGACUGGAGUAUCCGACUCUGGCAUCAGGAGAGGACCCAGCCCGUCCUCAACUUCUUCUCCUCAACAAAAUCAGUGUAUGAUGUAGUUUGGUCUCCCAAAUCAUCGACCGUGUUUGCUUGUGUCAAUGAGGGAGCAGUGGAAGUCUGGGACCUCAGCAUUAGCACGUUGGACCCUAUCAUUACCAACAAUCCGACAUCUGGUGCCAAAAAGACUUCCGUCUCCUUCUCCAAGAACUCUGAUUGUAUUCUGGUUGGUGACAGUAAAGGGGAGCUAACUGUGUAUCAGUUGAGAAGUAUGCCUGAACCCCCCGCAAACCAGGAGGAGGCACUGAGGAAUGUGAUUAAGGCAUCACUGGCCAGUCAGCUCCAACAGGACCUCAAGAGGAAAGAGGAGGAGGCGAAGGAGCUAGAGAAGGAGGUGGAUGAGGAGAUCUAGAGACUGGGGAUCUAGAGACUAAAGAGAAAGAAAAGAUCUAGAGACUUGGAAUAUCUAUGUGGGACUUAAAGUGUGUACAGAGGUCUCUCACCCUAGUCUUACAUUUAACAUUUGUGAACUGUGCCAAUGUUGAGUUACCGUUAUACAUUUUGAAUAGAACGAUGACAAUCUCUGUGCAAGAGGUCUCACUGUCCAUACCAUUGUCAGUUCUCCAGGAACAAAUGAUAUUUUUGUUAGGCGCAGAUUCCAUCCAUAUUUAUUUUGUGAUAACUUUUUUUCAUGUAUUAAUAAUUGAAUUGUUAAUAAUAUUCCGAUGUUACUAUGACCUUUUACAAUUUUUUAUUAAAGAAAAAUAAUUUA
Messenger RNA from Magallana angulata, 2975 nucleotides. Its product is annotated as dynein axonemal intermediate chain 4-like. The transcript is spliced from 24 exons. Gene Ontology annotation, biological process: cilium movement. Gene Ontology annotation, cellular component: axonemal dynein complex. Bases 72 to 2615 code for a protein of 847 amino acids. Gene Ontology annotation, molecular function: dynein light chain binding; dynein heavy chain binding. Lineage: Eukaryota; Metazoa; Mollusca; Bivalvia; Ostreida; Ostreidae. The record is from RefSeq and is a predicted model, not a curated record.